AUGCAGCUCACCCUCGCAUGCGACUCGAGUUUGCCUUCGGCCGCGAACGCGCCUACGCAUGGGAUGUUUACCACCCUGGGCGUCGGGCUCUCUCCUGAUCGAGAGUCGCUCACGGGCGUCGUGCGCGUGCGCAACGUUGCGUUUGAAAAGUCCGUUUCAGUGAUUUAUUCCACGGACGAUUGGAACACUCAGGCCGAGGCGUCUGCACGUUGGACGGGCGCAUAUAGGCUCGGCACGGAGAGCCCAGAGGUCCCGCCCCGUCCGGAAGGAUACGAUGACUUUGAGUUCAGGAUCCCUUUGAAGGAUAUGGGCAUUCGCGGCUCGGCUGGGUCAGCCGUUCGGGCUAAAAUACUACAUUUCGCGGUAAAGUACGAGGUGCCGGGCCAAGGCGAAUGGUGGGACAAUCGCAACGGCCAAAACUGGACCGCGAGGUUCCGCGCUGUGAAUGCGGGACUCUGA
This is a messenger RNA of Rhizoctonia solani, 459 nucleotides long. RefSeq names its product phosphatase regulatory subunit domain-containing protein. The coding region runs from base 1 to 459 and encodes 152 amino acids. Gene Ontology annotation, cellular component: protein phosphatase type 1 complex. Lineage: Eukaryota; Fungi; Basidiomycota; Agaricomycetes; Cantharellales; Ceratobasidiaceae. The transcript has a single exon. The record is from RefSeq and is a predicted model, not a curated record. Gene Ontology annotation, molecular function: protein phosphatase 1 binding.